Molecule: messenger RNA, 5448 nt
Organism: Orcinus orca (killer whale)
Lineage: Eukaryota; Metazoa; Chordata; Mammalia; Artiodactyla; Delphinidae
Gene: PIRT
Product: phosphoinositide interacting regulator of transient receptor potential channels
Exons: 1
Coding region: 247-654 (135 amino acids)
Biological process (GO): phosphatidylinositol-mediated signaling; positive regulation of cation channel activity
Molecular function (GO): transmembrane transporter binding; phosphatidylinositol bisphosphate binding
Source: RefSeq, a predicted model, not a curated record
UGAUCAGAGUGAUAUAAUAUUUCUCUCUCACAAGGAAAAAGAACACCACCUUGAGUGGCUUCUUAUUUAUGUGGAUCUCAUCUGCUUUUCUUUCAGCUUCAGCACAAAAACCCUGCACUGCCCUCCACUAAGAGCCAGGCUGGAGACAGAUGCUGAGAACAGGAAGGCUGUGCGAGGAUUCCCCUGGCCUCGUCCUUGCUUCUAACCGGUGCUGGUACCAGGUGCCCGGUCCCGGGAGCCGUGACCAUGGAGGCUCUCCCCAAGGACCUGGAGGUCAACGAGAAGUCUCCAGAAUCCAAGGACCUGCUGCCCAGCCAGACCGCCAGCUCCCUGUGCAUCAGCUCCAGAAGUGAGUCUGUCUGGACCACCACCCCCCGGAGUAACUGGGAAAUCUACCGCAAGCCCAUCGUCAUCAUGUCCGUGGGCGGUGCAAUCCUCCUGUUUGGUGUGGUCAUCACCUGCUUGGCCUACACCCUGAACCUGGGUGACAAGAGCCUCAAGGUCCUUAAGAUGAUAGGGCCCGCCUUCCUGUCUCUGGGACUCAUGAUGCUGGUAUGCGGGCUGGUGUGGGUGCCCAUCAUCAAAAAGAAACAGAAGCAGAGACAGAAGUCAGUUUUCUUCCAGAGCCUCAAGUCCUUCUUCCUGAAUCGCUGAUAACGGUCUCGCCCUCUGUCCUCCCCACCACCCUGCCACCUCGACCAGGAGAAGAUGUGAUAACCAAUAUCCAACAUCCCCGGCCCCUUGAGAGGUGGAGUCUUCCGUAAAACUGAUGCAGGCAAACCCUCUCCUGGGCCCCGUGGAAAAGAGCGAGCCGGGGCUGCGCCCUCCGUGCAGCUGGGAGGUACCGCGGGAUGAUCUCAUUUAGUCUCUCUGUUAUCACUGAUGUUCCCUCAGAUCCUGGCCGUGGCCAUCGCCUUUCAUGGCUCUCAUCCCAGCCUAUGCAUCCAGGUGUCACUCAUCUAACGCUCUCUGCCAAGUGCUGUGCAUGUUGGGAAAUUCCUUGAGGUGGGCCAUGCCCCAAGAAGAACCUCCUGUUUACAUAUCUGAGGGCCUGAACUGGAUUCUGCAUUUGCUUCCUUCUAGAACCCAAGCUGACCAACGGAGGUCCUUCGCAGAGGGAAGGGAAGUUCUGACCAUUGGGUCUGCCCACCCCAGAUCUCUCUGUGGGCAAGAUGCUGGCUUGCAUUUCAAGAGAUCGGACAAGUCACAAGUAUCAAACAUUCCAAAGAGUGAGCAGUGAAAGGUGGCCGGGGAAGGACUUUCCAGGAAGGCACAUUUCCCCUAGAAAUGGCCCUGGGAGUCAGCCAGUGAAGAAAUUUAACCCUUAGUUGUAUAGAAUUUAUACCAGAGGCAGUGGGGUGCGCUAGCAGGUGUCACAGACUCCCCUGACCUUCUAACUCCUUCUCCGUGACUACUCUUCCCUCUGAACUUGACACUUAGACAAGGACAAGCGUGUGUUGCCCUAACUCCCUCUUUCCCCCACCCCAUGACUCUAGAACAGCCAGGUGGAGAAGGAUGCUGUAAGAUUUUUCUCUCCUUCCCCCCCCCGUCAAGAAUCAAAACCAAGAAGCUUGAAUUCCACAUCUGAGUGUCUGUAGGUUUCCAGCGAUGGAAUUUUCUUUAGAAAAUCCCAACUUCUGCUCUCCCUGCCCCCACUCACCAACAUGCGUUUAAACCUUCAGUGAGGGCCCUGCUCUGGGCCAGGCCCCGGGGCGAGAGCAAGACAGACGGUUCCUGGGCUCAUCUUCUGUAUAAAGUGAGAGACAGCCAGAGCACCAGGCGGCCAGAACACCCCGGGAUGAGUACUUUCUGGGGAAACGAGGAUGGGGGCAGGAACGCGGAGGGGACAUCUGUCCCAGCCCUGGGAGAGGACGGAGGGCGUGCUGGAGGCUGUGCCAUCCACACAGAACCAAAGGGAAGAGGAGAGCUGGCGACGAGGGCAAAGAAAGGCACUCUAGGCGGGAAUGGUGUGUGCAGAGCUGGGGUGGGAGGGGAGCGGGAUACAGUUAGGAAACAGCAUGGCAAGCUCCCUAACCUCGCGAAUGGUCACCUGAGCCCCUGUCUCGGCCUGCCUCCCCCUGCUUCCCCAAGUGCCUUAGUGCGGCUUCUCGGGGCUCAUCGAGGGGCCUCCUGGGUCUGUGGCAAAGACUACAGACCUCCUGGGUCUGUGGGAGAUUCCAGGGGCCCACCACGCAGAGAGCACCCGUAUGGUUAAGUGCUCCCCAAAUCUGGGCUUUCCUGCGGCAUCCGGAGGCCCUUAGGUGACAGACCAGGAGGGUACCUGCAAGAAAGCCACGCUGCCCUAGGUCUGAGGCCCAGCGGACAGCAUCUGAUAAUGAGGGGAAGGUUUCCUCGGCCUUCUGCCCGUGAGCCCAUCCCAUCACUAUGUCACCAUGACAACCUUUCUCUCUUUCCCUCCUUCUCCACCCCCCCCCACCCCGCCGUCUCUCUUUCUCUCUCUCUCUCCAUCAGGCCUCCCGGUAUCUCCAUCCUUCAUGGUGGUUCCAUAUGCAAAGUCAGAACCCCACCUUGUUCCCUCUGCAUCAUGGGAAACUCCAUGGAGGCAGGUACCCAUGACAUGGGGACACCCCCCUGCCCCACCAACCUAAGGAGCCAGAGUUUGGGGAGCUUCACCCAGAAUGACCGUGUCUCUCAUUCAGACAGCGUGGCCAGGUCCUCUAGCCCACAUGUCCCCUGCACACAGGCAGUCAGGACCAAUCAUGGGGGACGUUGCAAGUACUGUGUCACUAAUUGUGGUCCCAGUGCCUCAAGUGACCGGGCUUUCAGAGGGUUUCCAUUUCUCCGACGUGAACGCAGAUUCCACAUCAGCCCUCAAAUGUCACUCUCACAUUCCCUGAUGCUUUCUUACAUGGGAGCAAAUGGGGAGGACGCCCAGCUGGCUCACUGGGAAUCCACACUUCCAGGGUGUCAUUUCCUCUCCCCACAAGCUUAUCGAGUAGGUGCAGCUGAGGGAGGAGGGCCCAGGCUGAUGCUGUACCACGCGUGUCCUGGCGGAGGGCAGUUUGGGGACGACACGACUCUAGAAAGUGUCCCAGGCCUGGACUCACCUUGGAGUCUCCAGCAAUCUGGCCCACAUUCCCCAUUCCUCAACCUAGUGCUCAGCAAGAAAAAUGAGGACAAAUCCCCAAAGCAUCAUUCACCCCCACCGGGAUCCCUUGUAUGAAUGCGGACCAAGGAACAUGCCAGGGCCACACUGAGGGGCUUCUGCCAAAGACCAUCGCCACACAGAAGCCCUAGGAAUGGCUGUGCCCAGAUCAGAUGCCACGUUUCUGGAAAACAGCAUCGCCACCACGACUCCUCCCAUGCCGUGGAUGGGAGGUCAGGACCAGCAUCGUGCGUUCGGCUACUGGAUUGUAUUAUCCCACCCAUGGCUGUUCUGUUUGGAAGGGUUCCAUUUAAUCUGAGUGCUAAAAGAACUGCUGGGAUGUUGAAUUGUAUCCUGUCUGACAGUGUCUGCUGUGUUUUCAUUCUGUUUCAUCAGGAAUUCCAGGCUCUACCACUGAGUCAUUCCUCUAAAAUGCCUCCCAGCCCCAGCCCCAUCACCACGCGCCCUUCCUCGAAACGUGCUGUCUGGGAGAAAGGGUUUCCCAGACAUGUGUGGGUUGCAUGCCUGGUCCCUUGGGUGCCUCACAGGAGCCGAAGGCCCCACUCUGAGAUGCUGACGGGGCACACAGAGCAGGAGCUCCUGACUCUUUCGCUCCCUACAAGCUCAGCACUGGGAGAUGGAAAAAGAACCUUCCUGGAUGAAUCAGUGGUCCAGGGUGAGGCAGGCAGGUACCCCAGGGUCAGCCUGCCAAUGUGCCCAGGAACCCAAGAGAACAAGCCCAAGAAGGGAUGGCAGUCCAGCCCCCAGGACCUCCAUGGCCCGCCCCUUCCUUCUAAGCCCUUCUUCCUUCCCCUGGCCCAGCGUCUUCUGCUCCUCUAGGUCUGUAAUCCCGACCCUCUCCGACUUGGCUCCCACCAGACUCCCCGUGUCCUUGACUUUCUGCUUGCUCUAUCCUCAGAGAAAAAGAAAGCAUCGCUCUGGGUCUGGACAAGCCAGCUGCAUUUCAGUCCUCCUCAGAUUCCUGCAGCAUUGCAGAGUCACGACACCCCGCUCCCUCCUGCCCCCACACCCAUCACUUCGUCACCAUCUCCAGCCCUUAGAGAUCAGAGCUCCCCGGAAAACUAAAACUCACAGCCCCAAAUGUGUCUGAUACUAAAUGGUGCAAGGGAAUCGCCUGGGCACGUGCCCGGUGAAGCUUCUGGGCAACACCAACCUGAUGCCUUAACUCACUCAAUCCUUUCCAAAAGCCUGCUGGAGGCACUGUUGUUAUCAUCCUCCCCGUUUUACAGAUGAAAUAAGUGAGACACGGGGACACUGAGCUAGGACAUCAAGCCACGAUGAAAAUCCAGGUGAGCUGGCUCCAGGGGCCACACACAUGACCCCCACCCGAUUCACUCUUCGGAGGUGCUGAGGGGCAGCAGAAGGCACCAGGGUCGCCGUGCUGGGCUCCGGGCUGCAAGGCGGGGACAGCAGGAGUGGAGCUUGGGUCAGUAGACAGGCCAGGGGUGGGAGCACAAAACAAGUACGGACCCAGAAUGCCAGUGGGGAAAGCGGCCAGGAGCCAGGAAGGCAGGCAGGAAAGAAGCCGGCAUUCUGAGCCCCUCCUAGGUGCCUGGCCUUCGCAUAGUGAGCGUUCAGAGGCAGGAGUAGGGGUCUCGCCCGGCACGGGGUAGCUUUGUCGGAGCAGGUGGCCUUGGUAGAGCGAGCCUUCAGCCCACAGGCCAGGCUCCUCUGCUGACCAGCAGGAGGAUUUGGAACCAGCUGCCACUGGACUGAACUGACCUUGAGAAUGAAGCGUAGCCAAGGAUAGCAAAGCAGAAAGUGAGAAGACCCUGCAACACUGAUGACAGCCGGGGAGCUACCGGACUGCCCCGCACCAUCUCUUACAGGACACACAAAUAACAUCUUAUUAAGUCACUAUUUUUUAGGCCCGCUACUUGCAGCCAAAUAAAGUUCUUAUCUACACAAGUGACAAGUCUGGGGAAAGAGUUCUUUUCUUCUUCUAAGCCCGAACACUAUUUGAUGAGAUCAGAACUGAUAUAUUUAGAACAAAGACCACAUCAGUGCAGUGUAUUUGUCCUCCAAAUCCUUCCAAAGAUUCUCUACGUCUCUAAGGAGAGAGGAAAGGGAGGGGUAAAGCAAGAGCGGGAUGACCACGAUGAUGCCAGACAGGGACCUCCCUCAGACUGGGCAUUGGGGUAGUGGGCGGGGAAAGAGUGGGGUUCAUACAGGGCACCCGUCAGGCUCUGUGACCUGUCAGGCUGUCCCACCUACUCUAAGAGCUGAGGCAAGGGUGGGUAGGAGACGCAGGAAAGGACUGAUUCCAUAAAACUAGAACCACUCACGGGAGGAGACACCUAGACACUCAGUUCUCUUUCUCC